GGAAACUGGCUGCCAAGCCCUCUGAAUAUGCUGUUUUCAUUGAUAUCAUAUAUGCGUCUGUGUAAAUAGGCAGAAUGACCGCCUCCAACAAAAAGUCAGUGGUAAACUCCUUGGCCAAAAUAUUUGACCCGAAUGCUUUACAAAACCAGCGACCUUCUGGUGAAGAGGAAGACUCACCUGCUCCCCAAAUUUCAAGCAAGGAUGUCAGCCCCCCUGAACAAAUGAGUGGGCUGGAUAUUGCUUCCUUGGAUCAGAAAAUAAGCAGGUUGUUGACUGGGCAAGACAAUGUCCUUCAGAAGUUGGAUUACUUUUCGCAGGAAAUCUGCUGUAUGGAAAAGAACAUGGCGCUCUUAAAGGAAAAAGGAAGGGACUCUGCACUCCGACCGUCCGCCAUAACACCUGAGAAGCCGAAUGGUUCUGAUGUCACAACUUUAUGCCUAGAAAUUGACAAGAAGCUUGCCGACAUGAACAGGAGUGCAGAACAACAAGCCAAAAGGUUAGAUGGGCUUGAGCAAUUGGUCCUGGGAGUCCAGCAACUCCUUGGCUGUUUGGUAGAAAAACUGAAGACUUCUACCAUCACAGACCUCAUCCGCAGAAAUGAAGUUCCUCAUAAGCUCCUUAGAGUCGGUGGCUACCUGCGGAAAGAUAGAUCGGGAAACCUUUUCAGGAUGCAGGCGUUCUCGGAGAAAAAGGAUGCGCUGUUCAGCAAAUGGAAUGAAAAGGAAAGAUCAUAUCUAGCCGGAAAGGGAACAAAAUUGAUAAAGAAGAAGAAACCACCAGAUUCCUCAGAGGAAUCUGAUGGGAGCCCAGAAUCGUUUUCCCACACAGAAAAGGUCCAUAAACUCAACAAGGAGAAUACUGAGAAGGCAAGUGCUCUUUUUGUUCAGAGAAGUUCCCUUAAACCUCUUACUCAUGAGUCAAAGGAGAAGGCAGAGGACAGCCAUAGCAAAAAUUGGAAAGGCUCGCUCCCGAAGACAACAGGGAAAAAACUGGCAGAAGUGAAGGCCGUUUGUAAAAAACCGAGUAGCGACGAUACAAAGAGUGAUGCUUUAGGAGUUGUAAAAAAGCAUCAGAGGUCUGAAGAAAGCCCAGAGAAAGCAGGAAAAGAUGUUGAAGGAACAGAUACUAGCAGAGAUGAAGAAACAGAAGUACCAGAAACUACAUCCCCAGGUGAAGAUACAGCAGAAGAUCUCAGCAGUCCAUCAAUAAGCCAGAAUCAAGAUGUCAGGCAUAAGGUCAGUGAAAAGGCCUCAUUCCCUCCAAAAGAUGAGCUGAAUGGCAGCAGUAAGCGCCGUGUGAAUGACUUUGGUCUUACCAAAGAGGAAAGCAAAAAGAGCAGGGUAGAUGCAGCGAAUGCUAAGGAUGGACAGAAACCCAAAGGAGCGACGAAGCCAAAAGAGGCACAGCCUGCCUUGCCUGGGAAAACAAAUGGAUCUGAUUCCACACCCAAGAAGACUGAGAAUAAGCAAGAAGCUUCAAUAGGAGACAGUAUUACAAUUGAGUAUAUCUCACCACCGGCGGCUCCCUUUGAUCAUCGGAUCGUCUCAGCUAAAAGAGCAGGGAUCAAUAGCUAUUAUCAUGUCCACAAGGGCGAAGUUUUGGGAGGUGGACGAUUUGGCCAGGUGCAUAGAUGUGAAGAAAAAUCAACGGGUCUCAAAUUAGCCGCCAAAAUUAUAAAAGCAAGAGCUGCCAAGGAAAAGGACGAAGUAAAGAAUGAGAUCAAUGUGAUGAACCAGUUGAACCACGUGAACCUCAUUCAGCUGUAUGAUGCUUUUGAAUCAAAGAACGACAUUGUUCUCGUCAUGGAAUAUGUGGAGGGAGGAGAACUGUUUGAUCGAAUUAUUGACGAGAACUGCAACUUGUCAGAGAUAGAUACCAUCUUGUUCAUAAAGCAGAUCUGUGAAGGGGUUCAGUACAUGCACCAGAUGUAUAUCCUCCAUUUAGACUUGAAGCCUGAGAAUAUCCUGUGUGUGAAUAGAGAGACAAAUCAAAUCAAGAUUAUUGACUUUGGGCUGGCAAGGAGAUAUAAACCAAGGGAGAAGCUUAAGGUCAACUUUGGCACUCCAGAAUUCCUCGCUCCCGAAGUUGUAAACUAUGACUUUGUAUCGUUUCCUACUGACAUGUGGAGUAUAGGUGUCAUUGCCUAUAUGUUGCUUAGCGGAUUGUCUCCUUUCCUGGGUGAUGAUGAUAAUGAGACUCUGAACAACAUCCUGGCUUGUCGGUGGAACUUUGAAGAUCAGGAAUUUGAAAAAGUGUCAGAGGAAGCUAAAGACUUCAUCACUAAGCUUCUCAUUAAGGAAAAGGGCUGGAGGUUAAGUGCAACUGCAGCCUUAAAGCAUCCUUGGCUAUUUGACCAAACACUCCAUUGCAGAUUGCAAUCUAAGAGAAAACCUAAGGCUUCCGCUGGAUCUCAGGCACCUGUGACUCCAUAAGCUCUAUGAGAAAUGGAAG
Messenger RNA from Podarcis raffonei (Aeolian wall lizard), 2451 nucleotides. It is a transcript of the gene MYLK4, whose product is annotated as myosin light chain kinase family member 4. The transcript has 13 exons. The coding region runs from base 75 to 2432 and encodes 785 amino acids. Gene Ontology annotation, cellular component: cytoplasm; nucleus. Lineage: Eukaryota; Metazoa; Chordata; Lepidosauria; Squamata; Lacertidae. Gene Ontology annotation, molecular function: protein serine/threonine kinase activity; ATP binding. The record is from RefSeq and is a predicted model, not a curated record. Gene Ontology annotation, biological process: positive regulation of apoptotic process; intracellular signal transduction; protein phosphorylation.